UUGAUGCCCGUCAUUCCCAAACUGACCAAUCGCUGCCACCAUGGCCACCACCUCCUCAACUGAAAUCCUCCACCAGACCACCACCUUCAUCUCCGAAAUUUUAUCCCAACCUGACUUCCGCCACAACCUUUUUUCAACUCUCCGCAGCAAAAUUCCACCUAAUUCUAACCAAACCACACUCAAAUCUCUACACCUGGCCACUGAAACUCUUGAAAAAGCCAUCUCCUCCACCAAAUCCUCAACUCAAUCCUCUUCUCUCCGCCUUGCCAAACGCCUCCUCCUCUCUCAUCCUGAAAGCCUCUUCUCCUCCCUUCUCUUGUCCCUCAUUUACCAUCUCUGCGACCAACCCCUCGAUGCAUCCCUCAGUCUUCUCCACAUAUUUACUCUAGACCCUGGCUUUGCUCGUUCAGAGUUAGCACCUGCACUUUUCGAGGAGCUGUUUCUUGUCCAUUUUCUUCCCGUUCUUCAGUGGUUCAACGACCAAAGAUCAAGCGUCUUGUCAUCUUUAUCAAUGCGGGAGGGUUAUGAUAGCGACGAUUAUUCUGGAGAUGCAUCGGUGGUUCUUCCGCAGUCGAAGUUGCUGUCGAAAAUGACAGGAGAUCAAGCUUCGGGGCUGAAAGGGCUUGAGAGAAUUUAUGAAGAGGUUCUUGAUGAGAAUUGCAGGGUUUUCGUAAAAUACUUUGAAGAGGUUUUAGAAAGUAAGGAUGAUAGCAGAUCCAUUACUCCACCAUUAGUCGUUUUGAGAGAAGUUGACAAAUCUGAGCGCAAUCACAAUGACACCAUCAAAGUGCAGGACGAACUUGGAUGGACAAACGGCCGCUAUAAUCCAAUGUGGGUUGAAGAAGGAGAAAAGUCGGUUGAAUUGUAUACAGGCAGCAGCAAAUCCAAGUCUCCGUCAUUUUAUCCUCAAAGAGUUUCUCUAAGCAUCUCAGAAGACCAGAACUUGAGAAAGUCGACAGGGUCGCUAGCACUAAAUUCAGAUUCUGAACCUGAAUCUUCAUUGGACGAUCAUUUUUCUUCCAAUUCUGAAGUUGUAAAUGAGAAAAAUAUAAAAAUGUCAUCGUCUGAGCCUAGAAAAAUCCGAACCAGGAAACAGAAGAAGCCCAUUUUGGCAGAAUCUCGUCGUUCUCCAGAGCAUCCGAUGGAAGAUGCUGAUAACCCACCAGGCGAUGGAAAGCAUACCCCUCCAAAGGACUUUGUUUGUCCCAUAACUAGCCACGUAUUUGAUGACCCAGUGACUCUCGAGACGGGCCAGACUUACGAACGUAAAGCAAUUCAAGAGUGGAUUGAGAGGGGAAACUCAACAUGCCCCAUUACGCGCCAGAAGCUGCAUAGUUUGCAGCUCCCUAAAACAAACUAUGUGCUUAAACGGCUUAUUGCAAGUUGGCAAGAAGAAAACCCUGGUUCUCUUUUGAUUCAAUCUGAGAGUCCUCUCCUAGAAUCCGAGCAAAUGUCCAAGUCAGUUCUGCCUUCAACUUCUCCUAACAGUGUCAUCAGCCAAGCCACCAUUGAUGGGACAAUCACAGCACUGAGACAUGCAAUACACAAUCUUUGUAUGUCAGAAAUUCUCAAAGAAUCUGAAAUGGCUGUACUCCAAAUCGAAAGGUUCUGGCAGGACGCAAAUAUGGAUCCGGAUAUUCAAGUUAUGCUUUCAAAACCUCCGGUUAUCAAUGGAUUUGUGGAGAUUCUUUUCAAUUCUGUUGAUUCUCAGGUACUGAAAGCAACUGUUUUUCUGUUAUCUGAACUGGGGUCGAGAGACAAAUCUGUGAUCCAGACGCUUACAAGAGUUGAAUCUGAUGUGGAGUGUAUUGUAGCUCUCUUCAAGAAAGGUUUGCUUGAGGCAGUUGUGUUGAUAUAUUUAUUAAAACCUUCCACCAUGACCUUGAUUGAGAUGGACAUGAUAGAAGCUCUCAUGAAUGUAAUUAAGAAAAAAGAUGAGGAUUUGCUUAAGAUGUGUUUGAAGCAAAAAUCAGCUUCAGUGCUGUUGUUGGGACAGAUUAUUGGAAGCAGUGAAGAGACCAUUGUCUCUUCAAUUGCUAAUACAGUUGUUUCUUCAAAGGUGUUUGAAAGCAUUAUUGGAAGCCUGGAAGCCGAAUGGGCUGAGGAGAGAAUUGCAGCAGUUGGUAUCCUAUUGAGAUGCAUGCAGGAGGAUGGGAAAUGCAGAAACACCAUUGCUGAAAAAGCUCAGUUGGCUCUUGUUUUGGAGAGCUUCAUGGCUGCAAGUGAUGGGGAAAGGUUUGAGAUAGUUUCUUUUCUCUCUGAGUUAGUCAAAUUGAACAGGAGAACAUUCAAUGAGCAAAUUCUCCACAUUAUUAAGGAUGAAGGUACAUUAAGUACAAUGCACAAUCUCCUCGUUUAUUUGCAGAUAGCCAACGAAGACCAAUGCCCUGUUAUCGCGGGACUCCUUCUCCAACUAGAUCUGCUGGCUGAGCCGAGAAAAAUGAGUAUCUAUCGUGAAGAGGCAAUGGAUACCCUCAUUUCCUGCCUCAGAAAUUCCAACUUCCCGGCUGCCCAAAUAGCGGCGGCUGAGACAAUCAUGUCACUACAAGGGAGAUUCACUGCAUCUGGGAAGCCCCUUACACGGGCUAUUCUUCUUAAGCGUGCUGGGCUUGGGAGAAGUUACAAAAGUCUAAUACGAUCAGAGCAGCUUGGCAGCUUUUCAGGAGAGAUUCAAGAUACUUCAGAAGAAGAGAAAGCUGCAGAUGAUUGGGAAAGAAAAAUGGCUUUUGUUAUCGUAAACCAUGAGUUUGGUCUAGUGUUUGAGGCUUUAGCAGAAGGCAUAAAGAGCAGAUAUGCAAAAUUAAGUUCCGCAUGCUUUGAGUCAGCAACAUGGCUUGUAUACAUUCUGAGAAAUAUGCCACACAUUGGAAUCCAAGGAGCCGCCAGGGUCUGCUUACUCCAGGCCUUUGUAUCUAUAUUCAAGUCUGCUAAGGACACUGAUGACAAAGCCCUAUCAUUACUUGCUCUAAACAGCUUCAUAAAUGACCCAGAGGUGAUGGUCUAUCUUUCUCCCCACAUUAAGGAUAUUCUGAAAGGCCUCAGAGAGUUUCGGAAAUCCUGUCCUUUGGCCUUUGAAAUGCUGAAAGUUUUCUCUGAAGGGCAUGAAUCAAGUGCUGACUUCUGGAAUCAUAAAGAAUUAGUUCAAGUAGAUUCCAGUGAAAAUGGAGAAGUGCUUUCUAUAGUUUCCUUCAGAGAUAAGAUAUUUUCUGGCCAUUCAGAUGGAACUCUAAAGGUCUGGACGGGGAGAGGUAGCAUGCUUCAUCUCAUCCAAGAAGUCCGAGAACAUACUAAGGCAGUUACCAGCUUAGCCGUUUUACAAUCAGGUGAAAGACUAUAUAGUGGUUCACUUGAUAAAACAGUGCGGGUUUGGUCCAUUGGCAAUGAAGAGAUCCAUUGUGUGCAAGUACAAGACACAAAGGAUCAUGUUCAAAGUCUAGUUGUUGCCAGUAGCAUCUUUUGCUUCAUUCCACAAGGAGCUGGUGUCAAGGUUCACUCAUGGACUGGAGGAUCCAAACUGUUGAAUUCCAGCAAAAAUGUUAAGUGUUUGACUCUUGUACAAGGAAAGUUGUACUGUGGAUGCCAUAAUAGUAGUAUUCAGGAAAUUGAUUUGGCAACAGGAACACUAUGUACCAUACAAACUGGUUCAAGAAAAUUACUAGGAAAGGCAAAUCCCAUUUAUUCACUGCAAGUUCACAAUGGAUUGAUAUAUUCAGCAAGCUCUGGCUUAGAUGGGGCAGUUGUGAAGAUUUGGAGUGCUUCAAAUUAUGCCAUGGUUGGAUCACUGCCAACUACAUCGGAUGUACGGGCAAUGGCCAUAAGCUCAGAACUAGUUUAUUUGGGAUGCAAAGGAGGAGCUGUAGAAAUUUGGGACAGUAAGAAACGAACUAAAAUAGAAACACUUCAAGCUGCUACAAAUGGAAAGAUUAUAUGCAUGGCUCUUGAUGACAAUGAAGAAGUUUUUGUGAUUGGAACUUCGGAUGGAAGGAUUCAGGCAUGGGGGCUCAGCUAGAAAACAAGGAUGAUGUAAAAAUUUUGACAGAUUAAAGGCCUGAAGCAGACUAGUACACAGAAAUUCUUUGCAUUGUGCACAUGACAUUCUUUAUGGUGAAGUAUUCUUUGAUUUACGCAAAAUAAGCUUGUCCACAGCAUGCAUGAGAACUGUAAACAGCACAUAAAUAUUAUCAAUACUGCCCGUUGGGUUGUAAAUUUAUACGUAUCUUUGUACAGAAUAUUAAAUUUCUAUUGGAAUUUGGGAAAACAAAGUCUUUGGAUGAA
This is a messenger RNA of Mangifera indica (mango), 4275 nucleotides long. RefSeq names its product putative E3 ubiquitin-protein ligase LIN. Lineage: Eukaryota; Viridiplantae; Streptophyta; Magnoliopsida; Sapindales; Anacardiaceae. The transcript has 15 exons. The coding region runs from base 41 to 4009 and encodes 1322 amino acids. Gene Ontology annotation, biological process: protein ubiquitination. Gene Ontology annotation, molecular function: protein binding; ubiquitin-protein transferase activity. The record is from RefSeq and is a predicted model, not a curated record.